UAGAAAGCAAAUAUGUAAAAUUAAUGUACAUAUACAAAUAUAAAAACAAACAUUUUUAAAACAAAAUCUCGUAAUCAUAACCACUACCCGUGACAUCCUCCGUCGGUCAGUUCGCGUUCGACUUUUGUGUGUGCGGGAGUUUUGAUUUGAUGUCACUUUUAAAUAGUUUUUAUUUUUAAAUUAAGCGGCGUAUUUUUAAAGUUUUGACUUUUGCAUGUAUUGCAAGUUGACUUGGUGCGCGAAAAGUAUAAUAUAUGUUUUUUAUUCGGCGUUAAAGAGCGUUUAACCUAUAAUAAACAUAAUAUAACCUAGAAAAAAACUAAAUUUGAACGAAAAUGUCUUUACUACCACAUUUGGGGCCAGUAAAUGAACACCUACAGCUCCUCAAACAAGCACUGCCUCAGAAAUUUUCAUUGUCAACAACACAAAAGGUGAUUGUGCUGUCAGUGACAGCUAGUGUGGCUGUUGUGGGGAUCCUUGCAAGAUAUUUAAGACGUAAAAAACGUGUGGUAGAUCCCUCAAAACUGAGAAGAAUCUUUAAUAGCAAGCGAUCAAGAGCUUCUGGCAUUAGAAGUCCUAGUAAUGAAGUUGGCAGUAUUGCCAGCAGUAGUGGGCGAAGAAGUGCAGCAUUCAGCAUCGCAGGAAGGCAAAGUUCUGUUAUAUCAGAGAAAGCUUCUAUAGCUUCAGGAAGUUUAGUUAGUGGCGGGUUACCGAUACCUGAAGGAGAGGAAGGAUCCACACACUUAACUCCGCAACAAUUGGGAGUAAUGGGUAUGGAAGCUCUGGAGACCUGUAUAAGUUAUUGGGAGGAUGCGCUGGCCGCGUACCGGUCCAAAGAUGGGGGAGGUCCUUUGGCCAUGUUAAGUCCGGAAGAAGCGGGAUUUUGCAAGGACCUACAACAGUUGCUGGAGUAUGCUAUAGAGUUGCAGGAAAAUUCGGAAAUGUUGUUCCUGGACGAGCGUUCCGUUCUGUUUCGUCCUGGCAGCUCGAAAAAUGAACCUCACGAUGCCGACAUGUCCGGUGGAGAAAGUUUCGCAUCUGCACAAGACCAGGUGGCUGAUUUGAGGGAGUUCGAAGAAUUUGGGGAAUAUUUUCCCGACUUGGAGUCCUAUCCUUUAUAUCAAGCGGCUCUAAGACAAUUGGAAAAUGGAGGUAUCCCCUGCAGAACGUUGAGAACUGAAGUGGUUAAAUGUGGUUCAGAUGGUGAAUAUUUGGCAAAACUACAUUGCUUGCGAUUGGCAUUUCAGCAUCUGUUGAGAGAUCAUGUGAAUUACGUAUGGUUUGCUGACGCUGGCCGACAAAUCCUCGCAGAUCUUCUCUUAUACGCCGAUAAAGACCCUAAAGACUUCCUAAUGGGGUAUGAAGAAAUGCUCAAUUACAUUCAAGAUGCCGGCAAUUGGAGGGAAUUGGAAGAAGAACUAAGUACAAAAGGAGUAAAAGCCUUAACUUUUUAUGACGUAGUUUUAGACUAUAUCUUAAUGGAUGCUUUUGAAGACCUCGACAGUCCGCCAAGCAGUGUAACUGCUGUUAUUCAGAACAGAUGGUUAUCUAAUGGUUUUAAAGAAACUGCUCUUACCACCGCUGUUUGGUCCGUUCUCAAAGCUAAAAGAAGAAAGUUGAAAUUUCCUACUGGAUUUAUGGCUCACUUCUAUACCAUUUCAGAACAACUGUCGCCAUUAUUAGCUUGGGGAUUCUUGGGAUCAGAUGAACUGUUAAGAGAAACAUGUGUUUACUUUAAAGAACAAGUAAUGGGAUUUUUGGCGGAUAUUUUUAACUUUCAAAAAUGUAAAUAUACUACAGUUGAAGAUCUGGCUGUAGAUGUCAUACAUAAUUUAAAAAUUAGAGUAGGAAAUAUUUGCCAAAGACUGGGUCCUCAAAACUAACCCAUCAUCGACUGUUCACCCUACCUAGUUUUUAUUAGAUCUAACGUGUAUUGUGUGUUAGAAAAAUAACUCCCUAAAUAUUUUAGGGAAAUUAUUGAAAGAUGUUUCUAUAAUGAUAUUAUAUAUAAGUGUAAUUUUUUACAAUAAGUUUUAAAACUAUGACAAAACUAAAUGUUUGUAAAUUUUUUUUGACAUUCCUUUGUAUCAUAUGCUAUUAAUUGCAUUUUGUUGUAAUCAUAUGUAUAAGAAAUAAAUUGUUGUUAAAUUUUA
Aethina tumida (small hive beetle) is the source of this 2153-nucleotide messenger RNA. It is a transcript of the gene Miga, whose product is annotated as mitoguardin. Gene Ontology annotation, biological process: mitochondrial fusion. The record is from RefSeq and is a predicted model, not a curated record. NCBI's taxonomy places the organism in Eukaryota, Metazoa, Arthropoda, Insecta, Coleoptera, Nitidulidae. The transcript has 5 exons. The coding region runs from base 336 to 1883 and encodes 515 amino acids.